Panthera uncia (snow leopard) is the source of this 6118-nucleotide messenger RNA. RefSeq names its product amyloid beta precursor protein binding family B member 2 (gene APBB2). Gene Ontology annotation, biological process: regulation of DNA-templated transcription. The transcript is spliced from 17 exons. The record is from RefSeq and is a predicted model, not a curated record. NCBI's taxonomy places the organism in Eukaryota, Metazoa, Chordata, Mammalia, Carnivora, Felidae. The coding region runs from base 709 to 2952 and encodes 747 amino acids. Gene Ontology annotation, cellular component: cytoplasm; nucleus. Gene Ontology annotation, molecular function: transcription factor binding; amyloid-beta binding.
CCGGUUCGGCCCCCGCCUGGCCGGGUCCCUCCAGUCUCUCCUCGCGCAGCCGCCGCCAAAGCCUGGAGAAGUGGAAUCUCGCCGGCGCCGCUGCCUGCGCGGGACUCGCGGAGCGGCACUGGGCAUGCUCAGUCGCCGGAGCCCGUCCUGGUCUCAAGUAGGAAGCUCGUGCGCUGCACCCGCAGCUGAUCCGGGCGCUCCAGGGAAGGCGAGAUUGGAGCAGAGCGGCCGGGCGCCGGUGCCGGAGCGAGCGCGGCGCGCAUCGCUGGAAGAAAACGGGAUUUUCAUUAGAUGCCAUUGCGUCGUUUUCCACUGAGAGCGGUAAUAGUGGGAUGGAUGGCCAUAUCCGGAGUUUGUAUACAUUUUUGCUUAAAAUGUCGGAGCUGCUGUGGGUGAGCUGCUGUGGUCUGUAGCCAAGCAUGCUGUGGUCGGAUCUGCCCAGCCGUGGAACAGAAACAUUUGCUGGAUGGAAAAUCCAUAAAAGAAAGCUCCUGUGAAAGCCGGAGACAGACAGUAACUUAAGCAAAAUCAGAUAUUUGGGCUGCUUGACCUCAUUGCGUGAUUGCUAUGAAUUAACAAGACUUUGUGGGAAAAGGGAACUUGCCUUUUGAGCUUUGUACCAAAGACCUGGGAAAAAACUAACCAUCUCAGUCUUUCCUGAGUACUUGGAAACUGCCGAGGCCCCUGCUAAUGUGCUGACUGGUCGCUAUGGGCAGACGGUACCCGGAGGCUCACUGUCACCCAGGCAGCUCAUCUGACUCAGGUGUAGACACUUUGGCAGUGUUUAUGGCCAGCAGCGGAACCACAGACAUCACGAAUCGGAACAGUCCAGCCACACCACCAAAUACCCUUAAUCUCCGUUCCUCCCACAAUGAACUGUUGAAUGCUGAAAUAAAACACACGGAAACCAAGAACAGCACACCCCCCAAAUGCAGGAAAAAAUAUGCACUAACUAACAUCCAGGUGGCAAUGGGCCUCUCCGACCCAGCUGCACAGCCUCUGCUGGGAAACGGCUCUGCCAACAUCAAGCUGGUGAAAAAUGGCGAGAACCAGCUCCGGAAGGCUGCAGAACAAGGGCAGCAGGACCCCAACAAAAAUGUCAGCCCCACUGCAGUCAUCAACAUAACUUCUGAGAAGUUAGAGGGCAAAGAGCCCCACCCACGCGAUUCCUCAGGCUGUGAAAUUUUACCCUCCCAACCCAGGAGAACCAAGAGCUUCCUAAAUUACUAUGCAGACCUGGAAACCUCAACCAGAGAAUUAGAGCAGAACUUAGGCAACGAGCACGGGGGUGUGGAAGAGAAGCCCCAGCCGGGCCAGGACCAGGCCUCCACCGUCAUCGGGAAUGGUGAAGCACUCCCACAGAAACCAAACAAAGCCCAGUUCAGCCCUGAAGACGGUCAAGUGGCCACUGUGUCAUCCAGCCCAGAGACCAAGAAAGAUCAUCCCAAAACGGGGGCCAAAACCGACUGCGCCCUGCACCGGAUCCAGAACCUGGCACCGAGCGAUGAGGAGUCCAGCUGGACGACACUGUCCCAGGACAGCGCCUCACCCAGUUCCCCGGAUGAAACAGCAGAUAUAUGGAGUGAUCACUCCUUUCAGACCGAUCCGGAUUUGCCGCCUGGCUGGAAGAGAAUCGUUGACGUCGCUGGGACCUAUUAUUGGCACAUACCAACAGGGACCACUCAGUGGGAGCGCCCUGUCUCCACCCCAGCAGAUCUCCAUGGUUCUAGAAAAGGGUCACUUAGUUCUGUAACGCCAUCUCCUACCCCAGAGCACGAGGAUUUGCAUGCAGCUACAGUUAACCCGGACCCCAGUUUAAAAGAGUUUGAAGGAGCGACACUCCGCUAUGCAUCUUUGAAACUCAGAAAUGCCCCCCAUGCUGAUGACGACGAUUCCUGCAGUAUCAAUAGUGACCCAGAAGCCAAGUGUUUUGCUGUGCGUUCCCUGGGAUGGGUGGAAAUGGCAGAGGAGGACCUCGCCCCUGGUAAAAGCAGCGUUGCCGUCAACAACUGCAUCAGGCAGCUUUCUUACUGCAAAAAUGACAUCCGGGAUACGGUCGGCAUCUGGGGAGAGGGGAAAGACAUGUACCUGAUCCUGGAGAACGACACACUCAGCCUGGUGGACCCCAUGGACCGCACCGUGCUCCACUCCCAGCCCAUCGCGAGCAUCCGCGUGUGGGGCGUGGGCCGCGACAACGGCCGAGAUUUUGCUUAUGUAGCAAGAGACAAAGAUACGCGAAUUUUGAAAUGUCAUGUAUUUCGAUGUGACACACCAGCAAAAGCCAUCGCCACAAGUCUCCACGAAAUCUGUUCCAAGAUUAUGGCCGAACGGAAGAAUGCCAAAGCCCUGGCCUGCAGUUCCUUACAGGAAAGAACCAAUGUGAAUCUCGACGUUCCCUUGCAAGUAGAUUUUCCAACACCAAAGACUGAGCUGGUCCAGAAGUUCCACGUGCAGUACUUGGGCAUGUUACCCGUAGACAAACCCGUCGGAAUGGAUACCCUGAACAAUGCCAUAGAAAGUCUUAUGACCUCAUCUAACAAGGAGGAUUGGCCGUCAGUGAACAUGAAUGUGGCCGAUGCUACUGUGACUGUCAUCAGUGAAAAGAAUGAAGAGGAAAUCUUAGUGGAGUGCCGCGUGCGAUUCCUGUCCUUCAUGGGCGUCGGGAAGGAUGUUCAUACAUUUGCCUUCAUCAUGGACACCGGGAACCAGCGUUUUGAGUGCCACGUUUUCUGGUGCGAGCCUAAUGCGGGUAACGUGUCCGAGGCGGUACAGGCCGCCUGCAUGUUACGAUACCAGAAGUGCUUGGUAGCCAGGCCGCCUUCACAGAAAGUUCGACCACCUCCUCCGCCAGCAGACUCAGUGACCAGAAGAGUCACAACCAAUGUAAAACGAGGGGUCUUAUCCCUCAUUGACACUUUGAAACAGAAACGCCCUGUCACAGAAACGCCAUAGCUGCAUAUGCUACAGGAUUCUGUAAUAUUUACCUGAAGAUUGAAUAGCUACACUAAAGAAGAUGAACUGAUAUCUGGCCUUCCAUUCAGUUGCUGAUGCUUUGUCUUCAGAGAAUUUAUCCUUAACCAAACAGUGUUAGACAAGCAUGUUCUCUCGUCUUGCCACCAUCAUGUGAUAUGAAAAGAAGCAUGACUAAUUUUUUUUGCUAUCAGUCAGAUACAUCAUGAGCAGUGGAAGGUCUUUUUCUUAUUGUAAAUAUCGUGAACAUUAACUUCACACACACGGAGAAGAAUGUGGCCACACCCCUCCUAGUGAACUAACACUGAGUCCUUGGAGUGAAUGACGCCUGAGUUAGUUUCACUGUCUUCUUGACUGGAUCUGUCACAAGCAAUGUUUAAGUCCUGCAGCACUUGGCCCUGUUGCCAACAUUGGAGUAGCCACUGCGUACCAGAUACCAUUGAAUUGCUGUAAAACUAGGAUGAUGGGUUUUUGUUGCAGUCUUUCAUGAAAUUGAACCUUUGGGUUGACAGAAUUGGCUGUUGGCAUCAGUACAGAAACCAACCGGCAGCUUUCCUUGACAAGCCCUUUGACACAUGGACACCAUUUCAUGUCUGCAGCUGUUUUGUGGGAUGUUGGGGAAAAAGUGAAACUUGAAAAUUGAAAAAAAAAAUCAAAUUUGAGAAAUUAAAAUUGAACAAAAAAGGGCCUUUCUUUCUAGACGGUUUUCAAACUGAUUAUUAAAAACAAGAAAGAUUUAAGAAAAUCCUAAUGCAUUUCGGGUAGGACAUGUUUCAAACUUCUGCCUUAUAUUGUACAAUGCAGCUAGAGAAUUAUAGUUCACUCUGGCCAUUCUCUACAUAAACAUUAAAAUGAAAUCUUCCUCGUACGCCUUUUAUCCUUAGUUUGUUAAUUAGCCAAUAUGCAAUUUGGAGUUGAGGAAAUGUCAUUUAUAUUUUGGAUCUCCACCACCACAUUAUUUUGUUAGUCCGCCUCCUAGUGAAACCCACUAGGAUUCUGUAUCUAGCUCAGUCUUACCCUAAUGCUUUUUGCCCAGAAAGCUGUCUGUCCAUCAUGUAUUGUCCAUGGCAACAAAUUACAUUAAAUUGAACCUUUUGAAUUUAUGUAUUUAAUAUUGGGAUUUGUUGGACUUUACUAGAUAUAUUUUUAAAUUUAUAUCUUUUCCAUUUUUUCAAGAUUUAAAAAUUUCAUAUCAGAGCAAAAUAAACAUAGCAACAACGGACUGCUUAACAAGUUUCCCCAAAAUAGCAGUUUCCUGCUUCACGUUUCUCACAUACUUACAAAGAUACUCAGAUUUAGACUCUUGUUGACGUUGUUUUAAAAGGAAGUUGCUAAGGAGACCAAUCUAAAUAUUAGUCUUAUUUGCUUCUUAAUGUCAAAAUUAAUGCGUUAAGAACAUCCAGUUUUAAAAGGAGCACUUUAUUUACCCACUGCUGUGUACUUACUUGUCAAUGGUUUCCACAUUCUUAUCACAUUUGAGCCUUACAAGGUAGGGAAAGGUACCAAACACAUCUGAGAAAUAAAAAUAUAAAGUACCAAGAGGCUCAAUCACCUUGCCUAAGAUCUCUCGAAAGUUUGUGAGAGAGCCGGGACAAAAGCCCACACUUCCCAACUCUGUUAUAAGUUAUGCUGCUUUUACAUCGGUGAGGAAGAGUCUUUCCAAAAUUACUCUGGGCAUAUCUAGUUAUUGUCAGGAAAUCUUAGAAUUCCCUGUAGAAGGCGGGAAAUAUGUCCCAAUUACUCACGCAGUGAUAUUAAUCAUAAAACCAUCGCCCUCUCUCAGUCCAGGACUGUUUUCCUGCAGUGUGCCUCAAAUGUGUUGUAGAGGACAGGAUUCUACACGCUGUACGGCCUGUUCAACUUACAAGGUUUUCCAGAGAUGAUGUUACUUGUGAUAGACACAUUCCUAACUCCCGGUACUUAGCCACCAGAGAACACGAUGGAGCAUGUGGCCUUCUGCUAUUCCCUCAGAACUCUGGAACUGUUUGCUAGCACCCUGGUGUUAUGACCAAAAUGAUGCCACUCUAGAAAUGAAUUCUACUUCUCACCAGCCUAUAUGCUAUUCUGUCUGAAGUAACCAGUGCCAUCAUAAGAAAUUAUUGCAUUAAGAAAGUCCUUACUGUGCCCUUUGAAAAGCUGUUCAAAAUUCAAUCAUGAUGAGGUUUCAUCUCGAGCUCCACAAUGAAAGGUUUUAGUGUGAUAAAAAUUCUGAACAGGUCAUCCACUUUUAUAUUGGAAAUCUCUACCCGAACCCACCGUUCAUUUUCUAAGGCAUACAUUUGUUUGUUUUCAGGAUCAAGAAUACUGAGCUAGCUUUAAGUAGCAAACUGAUUUAUAUAUGCAAUUAUAGGAUGCAUUAAGACGAACGAUAGCCUUUACAUAUUGAAAACUUUACUGCAGAUAUUUUGUUUUGAAAAUAGCUUUGCAUACUAAAUGCAAUUAAUUUUGUAAAAUUGAUUAUGUUAAACAGUACGUUCAGACACUUUCUGCCAUGGCCAAAAAGUAUGUAUGAAAGUAUGUGUGUAUUUUCCUGUGUGCGGAUGCCGUGUUUUACCUGAUAUUGUGGUGACAUUCAGUUAUCUAUGCAUUCUUUAUAUCUGUGACUCGGUAAACAGGCAGCCAUGUUCACUAUGCCUUGUAUGUCUUAUCAUUUUUUUAAUUAACCUGUUAAAUACAGCUUAAGAUAUUUUUAUUUUAUUUAUUCUAUUUUUACUGAAAUAUACUGCAUUAUCGUGUUAAUGUAUUCUCUUUACUGGACAGUAUCUCACAAGGUAUCCAGGCCUAAGUAAUCUCAGUGAACUAUACGUUGCCGAAAAGGUGGUUUUGUAACGAUUUGUAGACACAUUUUUAUUGGACUAUGUAGAAGAAAUGGCAACAUGCUUAAAGUUCCUUUUAUUUUUUAAAAGCAGCUAGAUAGACGCAGACUGGCCACCUCAUAUAUGCGCCUCUUGGCAACCUCAAGGGGAAGAGCCAACACGCCUGUGGCAAACCUAAAGCACCGCUUGGGGCUGUGUGUUUAUGUCCUUCCCAACACCUGUCAUCUCCUCUAGGCGACAGACACGUGCCCACAAGCCCUCUGUUCACCUGGAUAGAAGACCACCCGUAGCUAAUUAGGACCACUGUUUUUCGUUCGUGUCUGUCUGACUGC